CGUAGGAUUUUUUUUAAGGCAUAUUUAAACUCUCACACACUUAUGUAAUGAGAAUUUCAGUGUGAGAUUUUUCUGCAGGAUACCAUUUAGUCUGUUAGGAACUGUCUAUUCAAAUGCUGCAGCUUUCGAUUGAAAAAUAACUUUUGGCUCUUUUAAAGCUGACAAAUGAUUAAUAGAAUUGAUUCCUUCGGAGACUCCUCGGAUUGUUUCCUGUAAGAUCCCAUUCAUUUGUGAAUAAGAACAAGAUCUGGUUAAAAAAAAAUACCUGAAUCAUACCUGGGAGUUGGACAGAGGAAGCAGCUGCUUCACCCCGCACAUCAGAAACAUGGGCUGCGAUCGGAACUGUGGGCUGAUUGCUGGGGCCGUGGUCGGUGCAGUGCUGGCCAUCCUUGGAGGUGUCCUCAUGCCAGUGGGAGACAUGCUGAUUGAGAAGACCAUUAAGAAGGAAGUUGUCCUUGAGAAUGGCACAAUUGCUUUUCAGAAUUGGAUUAAAACAGGUACGGAAGUUUACAGACAGUUUUGGAUCUAUGAUGUGCAAAAUCCGGACGAAGUAGAGACAACCAGCAGCAACAUUAAGGUUAAGCAAAGAGGUCCUUACACGUACAGAGUUCGUUAUCUAGCCAAAGAAAAUGUGGUCCAGAAUGCUACAGACCACACAGUCUCCUUCAUGCAGCCCAACGAAGCUGUCUUUGAACCUUCGAUGUCCGUUGGGAAAGAGAGCGACACGUUCACGGUUCUCAACUUGGCUGUUGCCACCGUACCUCAUCUUUUUACAACAUCGUUCAUUCAAGGGAUGCUCAAUAUGGUUAUCAAAAGAUCAAAUUCUAGUAUGUUCCAAACCAGAACUGUAAAAGAAUUACUAUGGGGCUAUUUAGAUCCAUUCCUAGAACUAGUUCAAUACAAUAUUGAUAAAACAGUGGGCGUGUUUUAUCCGUACAACGGUACUGCAGAUGGAGAGUAUAGAGUUUUCAAUGGAAAAGAUAAUAUCAGCAAAGUUGCCAUAAUUGACACUUACAAAGGGAAAAGGAACCUCUCCUAUUGGCCAAGUUAUUGUGACAUGAUUAACGGUACAGAUGCAGCCUCAUUCCCACCUUUUGUUGAGAAGUCUCGAGUCCUGCAGUUUUUCUCCUCUGACAUUUGCAGGUCCAUCUAUGCUGUCUUUGAGUCUGAAAUCAAUCUGAAAGGAAUCCCUGUGUAUAGAUUCGUUCUCCCCGCCAAGGCCUUCGCUUCUCCGGUCCAAAAUCCCGACAACCAUUGCUUCUGCACAGAAACAGUUGUCUCGCACAACUGUACCUCCUAUGGUGUGCUGGACAUCAGCAAAUGCAAAGAAGGAAGACCCGCAUACAUUUCGCUCCCUCAUUUCCUACAUGCGAGCCCUGAUGUUUCAGAACCCAUCGAAGGUUUGCAUCCAAACGAAGAAGAACAUAGGACAUACUUGGAUGUUGAGCCUAUAACUGGAUUCACUUUACAAUUUGCCAAACGCCUGCAGGUCAACAUGUUAGUCAAGCCAGCAAGCAGGAUUGACGCAUUGAAGAAUCUGAAGAGGAACUAUAUUGUGCCUAUACUUUGGCUUAAUGAGACCGGCACCAUCGGCGAUGAGAAAGCAAAACUGUUCAAAAAACAAGUGACUGGAAAAAUCAACCUCCUUGGUCUGGUUGAGACCAUCUUACUGAGCGUCGGUGUGGUGAUGUUUGUGGCUUUCAUGAUUUCGUACUGCGCCUGCAGAACAAAGAAAGCAAGAUAGAAAACAAGUGAGCUCAGCUUGAUGAUCCACUGAAGUCAAGCUCUUUGGUUAUGGACCUACAGAAUGAAGAUUCAAUCUGCUCUAAUUCUGCAGUACUCGCCUUAUCUUUUAGUUGAAGAAAUGGUGGCACUCGUAUUUUUUUUUUUUUGUACCAAACAGUGGUACAAUUCCGAAGAAUUAUUAAGAUGUCACUGAAAUCCACGCUUUGAACAAGAGCUAGUGCAUUUAGAACUCAUUGCUCAUGCAAUUGAGUUGAUUUUCGUCUCUGCAGCCCUCACUCCGGCGUGUCAUCUGCGAUGAUUGGUUCUGAUUCCACAGUCAGGUCACUGGUGGCAAACUC
Ochotona princeps (American pika) is the source of this 2084-nucleotide messenger RNA. RefSeq names its product CD36 molecule (gene CD36). The transcript is spliced from 15 exons. The record is from RefSeq and is a predicted model, not a curated record. Gene Ontology annotation, molecular function: scavenger receptor activity; low-density lipoprotein particle receptor activity; low-density lipoprotein particle binding. NCBI's taxonomy places the organism in Eukaryota, Metazoa, Chordata, Mammalia, Lagomorpha, Ochotonidae. Gene Ontology annotation, biological process: amyloid-beta clearance by cellular catabolic process; lipoprotein transport; long-chain fatty acid import into cell. The coding region runs from base 326 to 1744 and encodes 472 amino acids. Gene Ontology annotation, cellular component: cell surface; cytoplasm; caveola.